Messenger RNA from Drosophila gunungcola (fruit fly), 6847 nucleotides. Its product is annotated as HEAT repeat-containing protein 5B. Gene Ontology annotation, cellular component: membrane; Golgi apparatus; endocytic vesicle. NCBI's taxonomy places the organism in Eukaryota, Metazoa, Arthropoda, Insecta, Diptera, Drosophilidae. The record is from RefSeq and is a predicted model, not a curated record. Gene Ontology annotation, biological process: retrograde transport, endosome to Golgi; intracellular protein localization; endocytosis.
UGUAAGCGGCUCUGGCUCUGCUUCUUCAUCCGAGUUCCGCUUGUAAUGUUCUUUAAUUUGGUUUUAUUAUUUUUUUUUUUAGCAAUUCCCGCUUUUUUAAGUGACACAUUUUUGCAAAUUAAACUGCAUAAUUGAAAUUGAUUGCAAAAAAAUACCAUUCGGGGUAGCUAAAAACUUUGCCUGAAAGUGCUGUUGAGGAAAAGUUAUCGAUUUCUGUGAAAGUUGCAGGCUGCUGCAGAUUGGCGAAAGAAAAGGCGAAGAAAGUUUUCUGGAAAUGUGAAGUUACUACAAACACAACAAUGGAAAACAUAAACUUUGCACGCACACCGCAAUUUCUGCUCAAAGUUAUAUCCGAGGCGCGCAGAUCGUUUAUAAACAGCGACCCACUGGCCGCCUCAUCCGUGAGGGGACGUUCGGGCACCGAGGAGGAGUCAUCAUCCGAAAUGGAGCUCGCCCACACUUUGACCCUCAAUGAGGAAGCUCUCAAGCAACUACCCGAACACAAGCGGCCGGUAUUUGAACUGGAAUGGCUGCGGUACUUAGAGAAGGCUCUGCCCCUGGUGUCCAAGGCGGAGAUCAAAGCCAGUCAGAAGAAGUUGGUCCAGCAGCUCUCGGAACGAAUCCAGGGUGCCCCGGGUCCGCCUAUUCGUAAGCUCAUUGCCAGCGCCCUGGCCACGCUCUUCUCCGUCGGUGACACCUUCAUGCUCUUCGACACUGUCAACGCUUGCAACGACAUCCUGAAGAACAAGGAUGACUCGCCCAGCUACCUGCCCACCAAGCUCGCCGCCAUCUGCGUGCUGGGCUCGAUGUACGAGAAGCUGGGUCGGAUGAUGGGCCGCACCUACGAGGAUACGGUACAGAUCCUUAUUCGCACGCUCCGCAACGCGGAGUCGCAAACGCGGAUUGAGAUCAUGCACACGUUGGAGAAGGUGAGUGCCGGCAUGGGGACCGCCAUCGCCAACGUGCACAAGGAUAUUUACAAGGCGGCCAAGCACUGCCUCUUGGACCGCGUGAUGGCCGUUCGAGUGGCCGCCGCCCGAUGCGUCGUCAAGAUGAUCUACAGUGCGCCGUUUCUCUACCAGACUGAGCUGGAGAGCCUGGGAACACUGUGUUUCCGUGCCUUCGACGGGAGCAAUUACGAAGUGCGUUGUGCGGUGGCUCAGUUGCUGGGUACACUUCUGGCCUACACCCAGCAACUGGCCGAGGCAGCGACCGGCAAGAAGAAACAGGGCCAAGCGCUGGCCAUACAGGCGGCCAAGGGAGCUACGCAACGUUUGGUUUCCCUGGAUGAGGCAUUAGGCAUCCUGAUGUCGGGUUUCUUGAGGGGAGGAGCCUCUUUUCUCAAGGGCACCGGAGAGAUCAUUAAAGGCAGCUCAGGAGUCAACAGAGAAGUGCGCGUGGGUGUAACCCAUGCCUAUGUGAUCUUCGUGCAAUUCAUGGGCAGCGUCUGGCUGGAGCGACAGCUGAGCACUUUUCUGGCACAUGUUCUGGAUCUGGUGGCCAAUCCCAAGGCAGCCUGUUCCCACGUGGAUGCGGUGUACUCGCGCAAGUGCAUCAACUUUAUACUCCGCUCCACGAUUGGCAAGAUGCUGGGAGAGAAGGCGCAGAGCGCCGCCUGCAAGGAGCUCGUUCAUCUAGUGGCCAAACAGAUGAACUCCAUUGACUUUAAUCCCGAGAACGCCAAGGACUCCAACCAGGAGACGCUCUUUAGUCAGCACUUGCUGGUGUGUGCGCUGCAGGAAUUAAGUUCUCUGCUCAUUGGAUUGGGAACCACCGCCCAGAACUUGUUGGGAGAUCAGUCCCUGCAAGCGAUCGAUGCCACCUGUGCCGUUCUGGUGCAUCCUUGUGCUGCUGCUCGUUUGGCUGCCGCCUGGUGUCUGCGUUGUGCUUGUGUGGCGGUGCCUGGACAGAUAACGCCGCUGAUCGAUCGCUUUGUGGAGGCCAUCGAGCAGAUGCGAUCCUUGCCAGAAGCAGUGGCCGGAUAUAGCUGCGCUUUGGCGGCCAUUUUGGGAAGCGUUCGGUACUCGCCGUUGGGCAUCCCCCACACCAAGGGCAAGGUCGUGUUCAACUGUGCGGAGGAACUGCUGCGAUCUGCUUCCCAGAAUAGCCGCAUGUCGCUGCAUCGCACCCAGGCCGGAUGGCUGUUAAUCGGAGCCAUUAUGACCUUGGGAUCGCCGGUGGUCAAGGGCCUCUUACCGCGGAUGCUGCUACUAUGGCGGAACUCUUUUCCGCGCUCCAACAAGGAGCUGGAGUCGGAGAAGGCGCGUGGCGAUGCCUUCACCUGGCAGGUUACUCUGGAGGGCAGAGCCGGAGCGCUGUCCGUGAUGCACAGCUUUCUGCUCAAUUGCCCAGAUCUGCUCAAUGAGGACAUAACCAAGCGGCUGCUCACACCUAUUGAGAGCGCCCUGGCCAUGCUGGUCAACUUGGCUCCAGUCCUGAAGAGCUUUGGCACUCAGCUAAAGGCUCCGGCGGCCAUGGUGCGUCUGCGUCUCUUCGAGACUCUGACCCUGCUGCCGGCCAAUGCCCUAGAGGCCUCCUAUACGCAUCUCCUUCGCAUGCUCGUCUCGGAGUUCACACUUUCGGAUAACGCGGCGAACACCACGAACUCGCUGCUUCGGACGCUCUGCCACGGCGACGAUUCCAUCAUCCUGGGCACCUGGCUGCAGGAAACUAACCAUCGCACCAUCGAGGAUCAGAUGGAGCCCAAUCGCAAAGUCGAUGGCGAGCAUCUGCAGCCCAAUAGCGCCGCGGGAUCGGGCGCCUUAGAACAUGAUUCCUGCUGCCUAUACCGUCCCAACUGGGCCACCCAAGUGGGCGGAUCUAGCUCUGGAGGCCCUGCAUCGGCUACAUCCUCUGGUGGAAGCAGUGGCGGUGGAACCAUAAACAUCCAGCUGAUCAGCAAGUCGCAACAGUGUCCAGGACCUUUGCCACUCGGAGUGGCAGUGAUCGACAUGGCAGUAACUCUUUACGGAACCAUCUUCCCCAAGGGCAACAAGCACAGGCUUCAGAUGUUGGAGCAUUUUGCAGAGUGCAUACGGCAGGCGAAGAGCAGUCGCCAGGAGGCAGUCCAAAUGAACAUAUUUACGGCUCUGCUUUGUGCCCUGAAGAAUCUGACGGAUAGCAAGACGAGUCUGGGUCAAGAGGAUGUCAGAAAGAGUGCCACGGCAUUGGUAGUUGCCUCGUUGACAAGUGCCAACUCCACUAUUCGAUGUGCGGCUGGAGAAGCUUUGGGAAGAUUGGCCCAGGUGGUCGGAGACUCUCAUUUCACCGCGGAGCUGGCCCAAAAUAGCUUUGAUAAACUGAAAUCUGCAAGGGACGUGGUCACAAGGACGGGACAUUCGCACGCUCUGGGCUGCUUGCAUCGCUAUGUGGGUGGCAUGGGCUCGUCGCAGCAUCUGAGCACCAGUGUAUCCAUCCUGCUUGCCUUGGGCCAAGACAGUGCAUCGCCAGUGGUGCAGGCUUGGUCGCUUUAUGCUUUGGCGCAAAUUGCCGACUCUGGAGGACCCAUGUUCCGUGGCUAUGUGGAGGCCACGUUGACGCUGUGCUUGAAACUCCUUCUUACCGUGCCCCAUGCCCACGUGGACGUGCAUCAGUGUGUGGGACGCGUAGUCAAUGCUUUGAUCACAACCGUGGGACCGGAACUACAAGGAGGAGGUGGAGCAGUGGCCAGCAUGAGAGGAUCCUUCCUCUGCUCAGCAGCUCUUCUUCAAGCUCACGCGGAUCCCCUCGUCCAAGCCGAGGCCAUUGGUUGCCUGCAGCAGCUUCAUCUGUUUGCCACUAAAUCCCUUCAACUGGAGGAGCUGGUGCCCACGCUGGUUGGAAUGCUGGCCUGCAACUAUUUUAUACUGCGAAAGGCCUCCGUUUCCUGUCUCCGGCAGUUGGCCCACCGGGAAGCGAAGGAAGUGUGUGACCUAGCUCUAACCAUCAACGCUGAGCAGCUUCCAGACUUGAUACUCACGGAGUACGGAUUGCCAGGAUUGCUCUUUUCCCUUCUUGACACCGAAACCGAUGCCGAGAUGCUGAGAAACAUUCACGACACGCUCACUUCAAUGCUACAAAUGCUGGCUGCGGAUAAUCUCAGCUCCUGGUUGAGUCUUUGCAAGAAUGUUUUAACCGUGGCUGUUGAGGGUGGGCUCAAUGAUGAUCCCACUGCCGGUGAACAGGGCAAGGGAAAGGAUGCCGGGGGAGAUCAAGACGAAGAGGACGAGGAGGAGGAGUAUGCCGAUGACGUAACAGAGUACCGAGCCGAGGAAAACACUUCCACCCAUCCGGCAGUGCAGCCGAGGUGGCCCACACGUGUUUUUGCCGCCCAGUGCGUCAGGCGCAUCAUCGCUAGUUGCGAAGCUGCCAGCUCCGUGCACUUUGAUCUCCUGCAGGCAAAGGAGCAGCAACUGAUACGCUCCCGCGGGGAUUACCUCAUCCUUCAUUUGGCGGAACUUAUUCGAAUGUCCUUCAUGGCCGCCACAUCGGAUUCGGAUCAACUAAGACUAGAAGGUUUGCGCACGCUGCAGGAAAUCAUUGAUAGAUUUGCCAACGUUCCAGAACCGGAGUUCCCUGGCCAUCUACUGUUGGAGCAGUUUCAGGCUCAAGUGGGAGCCGCUUUGCGUCCGGCUUUUGCCCAGGAUACGCCAUCCCAUGUCACGGCCGCCGCCUGUGAAGUUUGUUCCGCUUGGAUAGGCUCUGGAGUAGCUCACGAUAUCGGAGAUCUGAGACGAGUUCACCAGUUGCUUGUGAGUUCCCUCAGUAAGCUCUCUUCCAAGACCAACAGCACUCAGUUGUACAAUGAGUCCAUGGCCACGCUGGAGAAGCUAAGCAUCCUCAAGGCCUGGGCGGAGGUCUACAUUGUGGCCAUGUUGGGAAACGGAAAUGCUCCCGCUUCCCUUCUGAAUCUCCAAGCCCAACAGUCUGGCUUGCAACCCCUUACCAAUCUAGAUGCGGAUCAGGAUGUUCCUGAUAGUCGCGGAGAGAGUCUUCUGGGACUGGUGCAACCAGAGCUCCAAAAUCUAUCCACGCACUGGCUAAGUGCCAUGAAGGAUCACGCCUUGCUGCUGCUACCCUCGGAAUUCCAAUCCCAGCUCCCCCACGACGGAGGUGCCUUCUACACCACGGACACAAUAAACUCCUCGAAGCCGCAUUAUAUGACUAGUUGGCCCCCAAUCCUCUACGCCUCCGCCUUGUGGCUGAGGGAUGAGGGCUUUGCCCGCCAUCAAGACACAAGUGAAACUGCUGCGGAAUCGAACAAUAACCAGAUAACCCAUGGCUCUCUGUCGGCAGACCGCUUCCACAUGAUCUUUGGCAUUUGCAUGGAGGCUCUUUGCAGCAUGAGAAGUUCUGAGAGACCCAAAAACAUUGUGACUUGCCUGCGAUCGUUGCACAGCAUAUUUGAUUCGGACUGGGCAAGGAGGCAGUUGGUCAAGGACCGAGCCCUUACCAUUGAGCUCUGUCACGUUUUACACAGACAGAUUCUGACUAGGGACGAGUUGCUGGUGCAACUGCUGUGCGUGGAGAUACUAAAGCAGACAAUUCGCGCUGCGAGGGAAGACUUGGAGAGGAAACGGGACGAUAACGCCAAUUCUGAAGAUGGAAAGGAUGGAGAGCGGCUGGGGGAAGAUGACUCCAUGCAGCCAGGAAGUUCCCACGUCUACGCCGUUCUGGAGGUUUGUCUUUGCCUGUUUGUCCGCCAAAUACCAAGCAUGAACCCCACGAGGCAAGGAACUGGUGGCUCCGGUCUGCAGUUGGACUUUGCCUACGCCAAAAUGGCCACAGGAUCCUCCUUCUUCUCAGUACUGGGCGAUGACAACGGCCUGCUGGUGGCCAGCGGUCUGCAGUGCGUCGAACAGUUGUUGGAUCUGUGUACUCCUAAAGGUGCCCUAGCAAUUCUGCCCACCGUCCUCUAUAUGACAACCAGUAUUGUUAAGGAAAUCGCCAACAAGUCGGCUAUAGAUAGUACCAUAUUGGCGAAUACAAGUGCGAUGAAGGCUGCCCUGCAGUGCCUGCGAUCCGUGUGCGUACACAAGUGGGGCAAAGUGGAGGAAACAUCUGAGGAGUGGCAACAGUUGCUUCAGAGUGCCCUGGCCACUAUUGUGGAUCUGACCAAAACGGCCGGCGAUAACGAGGAGAGGAGAGUCGAUGAGGUCACCAUGCUGCUGGCAAUCACUGUUUUUAUCCUACACACGCCCGCUUCCGUGGUGGCCACCCCCUCGCUGCAAUAUCCCUGCAUCAAUCACUUCCGGCAGUGCCUGCAGUCGGAACACCUCUCCGUAAAAUUGCGCUGCAUCGAGACUACUCGAUCGAUCUUCGCGCGGGCGGAGCUGAAGACGGCCACUCCCUACAUCCACGCACUCGCUCCACGGAUGAUCGAGUCAUUGUACGCUGAGGCCAGCAAGCUGCCCACGAGCGAGCUGGAACUGCAGGUCACUCUUGAGAGCAUCGUCACCGUGGAACAGCUUAUCGACUUGUCAGAGCCACAGCAUCGAAACAUGAACUUGCUACAAGACAUACAAAUGCUGACGCUGCUGGUGCCUGUCCUCAUUGGAUUCCUGGCAGAGCCCAGUAGACUUAGGACGCUGCCCAAGUACCAAAGACAGCUGCACGACCAGGCGCUGCAGUGGCUGCUGAAAAUCGGACCCAAAUACCCGCAGGAGUUCAAGGCCCUGAUGGCCAAAACACCGGAACUGCGCCAGAAACUGGAAGCGGCCAUACGCAGUCAACAGCAGUCGAUAAAUAGUGCCCAGAAAGCAACAGAGGCGCAGAGAAGUCUGCUGGCCAAGCCACAAAAGCCCACAAUCAAACUGAAAACGGAUUUCAGUAACUUCCAAUAGGAGAAGCCACUGGAAAGAAAACAAAA